This is a messenger RNA of Homalodisca vitripennis (glassy-winged sharpshooter), 1740 nucleotides long. RefSeq lists its product as uncharacterized. The transcript is spliced from 3 exons. Bases 1 to 1740 code for a protein of 579 amino acids. Lineage: Eukaryota; Metazoa; Arthropoda; Insecta; Hemiptera; Cicadellidae. The record is from RefSeq and is a predicted model, not a curated record.
AUGUCUCUCCAUCACACAUUUGCCACUCAUUGUGAGGUCCAAGCCGCUGCCGAAAUAUACCCGUACCAUCUGGUCGUAUAUUAUAAUGGCGAGAUAAUUAUUCAGCCUGAUGAGUAUGAGCAGGGAAAGCCCAUACUUCGAUUUAAAUGUUCUGGACCCAUGAUGAGUGCCCACUUUGAACCUCUUUGUCCUCGACAUAAUCCUGCUGCUUCAACAGCUUUUGCUAACCAGGCCACAUGCCCUCCGCUUGGUUCUGAAAACUCAAACGUUAUUGAACAAACUGCUCAGGACCAAUCUGACGACGAUAUUCCACUGAUGUAUUUGUUACAAUCUGCUAAACGCGGUUUGAUCGUGACGUCCACCGAUAUAAUUUCUUCUUCGUCUUCUGAGAUGACAGCAGUUGAUUCAGCAAUAGAAAAUGUGCUGGAGGGUCAAGAAUUCAAAGUUGUUAUUCGUGCAGAUAGGAAACCUUCAGGUGAACAUAAAGGUCGCUUCAACACGCCAGCAACAAGUGAGGUAGCUAUGGUUAUUGUUAGCCAGGAGUUUAAUAAGAGAGACAUAAUUCUUUACAGCAGAAACACACAACUGGUGCGGAUAAGCGAAACGCAUCGAUCUUACGACGCUCUCCAAUACCCUCUUGUGUUCUGUCGUGGUGAAGACGGUUACUCUAUCAACAUUCCACAACGUGAUCCGACAUCUAACGUACCUCUCAAGAAAACUAUAUCAGCUUCAGAUUUUUAUGCUUACAAAAUAAUGGAAAAACAAGGUGAUGAAAAUUACUUAUUGCUGUACCGUAGCCUUUUGAACCAGUAUUUGGUAGAUACGAGUAUGCACGUAAAAAUAGAAACGGAAAGGCUGAAUUUUAUAAGAUUUAACCAGUGUAAGCUGAGAGCCGAAAUCUAUGUCCAUCUUAAAGAUGCCAUGUGUAAGGGGGAUAGUAACGCAUCAGAUAUAGGUCAGAGAGUCGUGUUGCCAUCUAGUUUUACUGGUAGACCGCGCUAUAUGCAUGAGAGAACGCAGGACGCCAUGACAUAUGUUCGUCACUACGCUCGUCCUGAUUUGUUUAUCACAUUUACGUGUAACCCGAAAUGGACUGAGAUUGGAGCUGCAUUGAAGGACGGUCAAAAACCUCAAGAUAGGCAUGACAUCAUAGCCCGAGUGUUCAAUUUAAAAGUAAAAAAAAAACUUAUUAAUCUUUUAACCAAAGGUUCCAUUUUUGGCCAGAGAUACAAAGCACAAACUGACAGUGUCAUUAGUGCUGAGGUUCCCGAUCCUGGAGCUGACCCUGAACUAUUUGAAAUUGUUAAAUCUACAAUGAUUCACGGCCCUUGUGGAAACUUGAACAGGAACUCGCCUUGCAUGGUUAAUGGCACAUGCUCCAAAAGUUACCCGCGUCCCUUGUGCAAAGAAACACAAACUGCUGACGAUGGCUACCCCCAGUACCGCCCUGCUGAUGGUAGUUUUACAGGCAACAUAAACGGGGUAGACCUAGACAGUCGGUGGGUUGUGCCGUAUAAUCCUGUUCUGACACGUACCUUUCUAGCACAUAUUAACGUGGAGCUGUGUAAUUAUGUCAAGUCUAUAAAGUACAUUUGCAAAUAUGUAAACAAGGGCAGUGAUCAAGCCGCUUUUGUUUUGGAAAAUGAGAGAGAUGAAGUGUCCAGUUAUGAAGCAGGCCGGUACAUCAGUUGUUCUGAAGCGGCAUGGCGUAUAUUUUGCUCCACAAUCCAUGAGCGAUAA